Molecule: messenger RNA, 207 nt
Organism: Knipowitschia caucasica
Lineage: Eukaryota; Metazoa; Chordata; Actinopteri; Gobiiformes; Gobiidae
Source: the annotation of a GenBank genome assembly
AUGUUUGUUCUGUGCCUGUCCAGAGAUUUCCUUCAUUGCUCCCUGAGGUUCACUGAGUUCCUGGAGCCUUUUGAGAGAGUGAUCCAGCCGGAGGAGCUGUGGCUUUACAGGAACCCUCUGGUGGAGUCGGACCACAUCCCCAAAAGAGUCAUGUUUGUGAGUACACAUCAAUGCGGUCUGGUACUGUAUCCACAGCUGGGCAUUUGA